Messenger RNA from Mugil cephalus (flathead mullet), 5130 nucleotides. RefSeq names its product NKD inhibitor of WNT signaling pathway 1 (gene nkd1). Gene Ontology annotation, biological process: negative regulation of Wnt signaling pathway. Gene Ontology annotation, cellular component: cytoplasm. NCBI's taxonomy places the organism in Eukaryota, Metazoa, Chordata, Actinopteri, Mugiliformes, Mugilidae. The transcript has 10 exons. Gene Ontology annotation, molecular function: calcium ion binding. The record is from RefSeq and is a predicted model, not a curated record. The coding region runs from base 312 to 1661 and encodes 449 amino acids.
GGCUACGAAAAACACCGCUUUCGUUUCGCUUAUCCCAUUAUUUAAUGGCUGUUUAAAUUCCAUGCGCUUUACUCUGAAAGCGUCGACAGGAAGUCGCGCAGCCUAUUGUCUCGCAUGUGUCUUGUCAGUGGCGGCGCUCCGGAUCAAAGGCUCGCUUGGCUCCCCGGCUGUACGGUCCUACACAGAGACUGAGCGCAGUCUGCCCGCGGUCUCCACGGACGCUCUUCUGUCUGGAUAUCGCAGCCCGUCUCCCCUUUUCUUUGGAUUAUAUAUUCAUCUGAUGGUUUUACACUCCAACUCGAUGCAUAGAAAUGGGUAAACUGCACUCGAAACAUGCCGCUAUUUGUAAACCGAGGGAGAGUCCUGAAGGCGACAGUUUUGUAGUCAAUGCUUGCUUGGCGAGGAAGGGCAUCGACGACUGGCUGGUGAAGCAGAAAUACUAUUGUACGAGCUCUCGCCUCGAGCAGCAGCAGGACUGUCACCACAAGAACAACUGCGGCUUGACUGCACGGGACUCCAUGGGUGAAGCAUGUGCCAUGGGGAUCGGUGAUGAACACUAUCGUCUAGAAGUGGCUUUACCCCCGGAGAAGACAGACAGCUGCUGUGUGGAGGAGAAGAUGCAGGAGAGGGACGGCCAAUCUCCCGCGGGGCCACAGAAACAGCUCCAGUUUGAAGAGUUGGAGUGUGCCGUCUCUGUGGAGGAGGACAACCGGCAGGAGUGGACCUUCACCCUCUACGACUUUGAUAACAACGGCAAAGUGACCAGAGAGGACAUCACCAGCCUGCUCCACACCAUCUACGAGGUUGUGGACGCCUCCGUCAACCAUUCUCCCAGCAGCAGCAAGACACUGCGGGUCAAGCUCUCUGUGGCUCCGGACUCCAGCCAGCGGUGGAGGAGCUGCACACAAGGUGCGGCAGACGUGUCCCACCCCAGAGAGAAAAAUGACAAGAGCAUCGAAGACCCCAAGAGUGCAGACAAGAAGUCUAGAGCGCUCCUAAGGCGCCACCACAGUGACCACCACACCCAGCCUGGCUGCCAGCGCCACUGUGUGGAUGAGAACCUGGAACGCAGGAACCACUACUUGGACCUGGCAGGCAUCGAAAACUACACAUCCCGCUUCGGAGCCGCCCCCACAACAGAGCCGGCUAAAGCAGAGCCUCAGACCCGGUCGUCCAACCAGACGCGUUCUCGCUCCCAUGAACCGGAAAAUGGCCACUCCCAUUCCCACCACCGCCGCUUGCAGACGGUUGUGGACGCCGUUGUUCCAGAGAGCCUCCACCCCACCCGGCCGCGAGGCCAAGACUCAGGAAAGCACGCCCUCCGCUCACCUAAAACCCACAGCCGCACGCCGCCCGCGCAGAUCGGCGGCAGGGUGAUGAGGAACCGGGGCGCCCCCCCUCCUCCGGCUCUGCCCAGCCAGACGCCCCCUCAUCAGUCUGCAGCCCCCUACCGCAAACACAAGCAGCGGUCCAAGGAGAGCCACGGCUACCGGGCCUUGGGCUCCCUGACAGCUCCGGGACAAGUGGUGGAGAAAGAGCAGGUGAGGGACCUGCCGAGCGUGCUGCUCUAUGAGGGGGGGCUGGCGCAAGUGGUGCAGCGGCACGAGCACCACCACCACCACGAACACCACCACCACUAUCACCACUUUUACCAGUCCUGACUUUCGACUCUGCCUGGGAUAGCUCAGCACUCCUGCAGCUCCACCAAACACAUCCAGGCCAGCAGACACUGACGGCGAGGAGCUUCCUCCUCAAAGAACUGUGCAGUUAGCCCCGCAGCUGCAUUGUGAGGGACACGGGGAGGAGAGGAGGACGAACGGUGCUGAGGCAGUGCUAUUAACCAGUGUUAUAAAGAGGAUGGUCAGACUUACAGAAGCUCGGGUAUGCAGCAGGACGGUGGCACAGGACUGAGGAUCACAGUGCAGCUCAAGAGGAGGCACAGAGGCAUCGAUUCAGUGAACACCUCAGAUGUUCCUCUUCCCUUGACUCUGUGAUCCUCUGCCUGAUGAACUAUACGGCUCUAAACCAGCGCGACAUCCGUUCCAGACCACUAAGCCGAAAGGUGUUUAAGGAAAAGGAGGGACAAGAGGAUGAAAGACUGUGACGUAAAGAUGAAAAUAUAUGAAGGAACCUAGACGAUGGGAGAGUGCGUAUGCGUGUGUGAGACAUUGUCUGAAUGUGUGUCUUCUAGUCUUGAGUGUGUGUGUGUGUGUGUGUGUGUGUUUGAGUGUCACGACACUGGUGUCUGUUGAAAACCACUUGAAGUGCGCUCAUGGCUGCGUGAGUAUUUAAAGCAGGCUGUCAAGUGGGUUUUUUGAAGAUGAAAAUGAAGAUUUUGAUUUAAGCUUCCAAUACCCCGUAAGCAAAAAUGGGAACGAAAAUGUUGAAACGCUAUAAAGUAAUAAAAUAAAAAAAGAAAAAAAAAGAAGAAGACGAAAGAUCCCAAAUCUGCUGCUACCUCUAAUUUUAUCCUGAUUCUUCUUGCAAUGGUGACUUUGACUAAGCAUCAUUCGGAGGUUAUUUUCAAAUCGCUGGGAAGCUUUUUUUGAAGGAAGAGAAAUCGUGUCACGCUCUGCAGUACUGAAAUGUGGGAAGCUCCUUACAUUUAUGAACUAACCUUUGCUGUACAUAAGGUAUAUGUUGUUAUCAAUUUUAUAAGCUUUACUGAUAAUGUGAUAUCUUUGUAUUCACUAUCUGAAGCUGUUAUGUUUGUUUUUCUUCACAACCGCAUUUUUAUUAAGACCACUAGGAGCCUCAUUUUUAAUAGAAUAUGUGCAACUCUGUUAGUGACCCGGUCUCACUCCCUCCCUCAUUCUCUGUCUCUUUCAACCUGUUCUCAUUUAACUGAGUAAUUACGGCCGAUUGGCUAAAUUUCCAGCUGUCAGACGUCCUGUCAGGUAGCUCAACGUCAAAACCUAAACGAGAGUAACAGUACCCUGGGUUGUACUUCUAGACAGUCGUUACCUUAUAAAGUUCCCGCUUCGCCCCCAAAUCCCAGCAGUGUUUGUACCAAAACCUCUCCUUUCCCUCGACUCUCCGAAAUGUCAGAGGUUGAAUCGCGGACUUGAGUCCAAUGAUACCUCUAAAAGAUGUUAUUAAUUACUCAGUGCUCCAUCACCGCCCCGUUUCAGCUUUUAAUAGUUGCAUAUAUUCAUGCCGCGCCACGGUUUUCUGACGAACCAGUUGCAGCCCUGUCGUCCUGGCCUCAGGGUCGCACGGCUGCUCCCUCUGUUUCCAUGGCAUCUUCCCUGUCCCCCAGCUGUCAGCAGGUCUUUCACCGUGCCGCCAUGUGGCCUCAGCUCCCAGCCAACAAGGCUCUGUUUGUGGUGCGGCGGGGCGAGGGCUCUUUCAGCUGUCUCAUUCCUCCGGUGCUGGGUAACACCGGGGCCCGGCCUGCAGUCUCCACUCGAGCCAUAAGUCACUGCUCGCUGCUGCCCUCGUGCCAGCACCGGGGACCGUCUGUUCAUCCUCUCCCAUGAUGCCCCGUAGGUGUUGCCGUCAGCGGUCAGGGGACCCCAGAAUGCGUCACCUGUGUCACCUUCGAUGUGACAGAAGCUAGCGUCGCGUGGAUGAACAACCCGCUCUCAUGCGGCUAUACUUAUCUGUGAUGGUUUAAGUGCCUUGCUCAAGGGCAACCUUAUCCACUCGUGGGAAGUGAGUUGUCAACGCAUGGAUUGUGUGUGUGUGCCCCCAAUUGUUCAAACGGCUGUGUUUGUCUCCUGUAAGGGCGUGCGUGCGUUUGCGAUGAGCAGGAAUGCGGUGCAUGCCAGUCUUGCCCUCGGCCCUGCAGUGUCCUCUCACAGCUGCAGGACGUACUUUAGCGGAGGCACCAGUCAGACGGGACGUCUCGUGGGACGCGGCGGGGGGAAAUCUGCCUCGUUCCCAAACGGGGGUCGCAGCUGCGCUCCAUAUCUCGGCUUCCUCACCUCGCUCCGCUUUCCCCACCGGACAACGAGUCCACGCUGCCGGAGCCCUCGUAGCACUGUAACUUCUUUGUCGGAGCUUUCGCCUCACCCAACGGCGACGGUGACACCGAUCCGAGUCUCUAAAUAUAAGCAGUGUGGAAACGGUCGACUUGUUGUGCUAACUGGCGGCAAGCGGGCGACUGUUCCUCCUGCAGGGUGGUCUGAUUCGACACGGUGAGCGAGGCCUUCUGAAGGAAUUUGGGUGAGUCAGACCCGCAGCCAGGUUGCAAUUUUUAAACCCCUCGUACCCAGAGAAAGGCCCACUGACUACACACAACCCCCUGUGUCUCCCGGUGUAACGCCCUGCUCUCAUUCAUGUAUUAACUGAAUCCACGUUAGAAACCUCAAAGGUGCCUGAUCAAGGCACCUCAACAGCAUCUGUUUGUCAUUAAGACUAUAAUUUAUAAACCUCGCUAACCUCGCACUGUCACUAUCCAUCUACUGUAUUUCAUCAUACCAAUAGAUUUACAUUGUUUGAGGAAGAAAAGUCAUUUUUUUCCUCAUUUUUGUUUGUUUUCAGCAACCAAGUCACCACUGAACCCUCUAUGCCCACCAGAGGUUACCUUUUUAUCAUUUUAUUUUGCAGGUUAUUACUCGAGGAUGGGUGUCACACGUUAUUACAGAAAAUAAUCAUUUCAAGUCACGUCCCACUGCUUUCAGUGCAGCUGCCCUGGUGUUUGGGAUUGUCAGUAUUCAGAGUCUCCAUGUUAAAAAACGGUAUCUAACGCACCACUGAUUUGCUUUGUGAGAUCCAUGUAUCAGCGUUUUGUUAAAUCGGAUGUAUAUAGCGACCUGCAGAGAGGUUAAAGCAGCAUCAUGUAGAAAAAAAAUAUAAGGCUUAUUUAUAAUUAAAUAACAGUUAAGCUAUCUCAUUUGCAUACUGUUAGCUACUGUAGUAUCCGGCAAUUCCACUUAGCAGGAGGGAUAAUUAUCCGUCUCUCCACGCGCUCACGGACACACCUUCACUCGGUGUUUUGUUGUAAACUUUAGCCCUAGCUGUUCUCCUCCUCCUCCUCCCACUCCCUUCCCACUCCCUCUAAUAUUUUCCAUGACUUUGUUUAGUUUAUAUUAGAUUGUAUUUGAUUAAUUGCUUUAUUUAUUUGAUAGCAGAUCUGUGCCAAGGGAAAAUACCCUUUUAUUAAAGUAUGAACCCGUUCCUUAUAAA